UAAAGUUUUACCACUUGGUUCUUGUUUCUUCAGAUGCAAUUGUAACUGGUUUUUGUUUUAUCAAUAAAUUCUCAUCACUCCAACAAAAAAAAAGAAAUACUUUCAUCGAAAACAUUAUUGCGUAGUGCGUACAUACGAUAUCAUGUUGGACGGACCGGAAUGUUUUUAUUUCUUUACAAAAAAAAAGCAGGAACACGACGGCGUAUAAGAAAGAGUGUUAAAACGAACAAUUAGGCCACUCGACAUGAGCGUAGUGGUAAACCGUGACAUGAGCCCUCUAAAAAAGGCCGUUGUGUUAGUCAUCAAAUCUCAUGUCAUAAACACAACCGUUCAAUUCUCUGCUUUCAUUUUAUUAUAAGUUUUGAUCACAAAAGUAAAUAAAUUUGUUCAUCAAUCGAUUCUCAUUAAACUUUUCUUUCUAAUUUCCCCAAAGAAAAAGAAAAAAAAAAAUAUGAAAUUUUUACUUUAUCUGAUUGUUACGUUCUUUCUCCUCUUAAACGCUUUCUCAACCGCACAAACUCUGAUUCGAGAUUCUUGCAAGAAAGCUGCAGCUAAAAACCCAAAGUUCAAAAACGAUAUAUGCGUCAAGUCUCUCGAGACGAAUCCGCAGAGCAAAGCCGCAAAAGAUCUCGCCGGAUUAGUCGUGGCAUCGACCAAAAACGCAGCGUCGAAAGCGACUAGCCUGAAAGGAACCGUUAACAAGAUUCUCAAGGGGAAGAAAAUGAACAAGAUAAGUGAGAUGCCGUUACGUGACUGCCUCCAGCUUUACACCGAUGCUAUUGAUUCUUUAAACCAAGCUUUGGCUAGCAUGAAAUCACGCGAUUACAACACUGUUGUCACGGUUCUGAGUGCUGCAAUGGAUGCACCAAGCACUUGCGAAACUGGAUUCAAAGAAAGAAAAACGCCACAGAAAUCUCCGGUUACCAAAGAUAACGAUACUUUGUAUCAGAUGAUUCUGAUUCCUUUAUCUUUUACAAAUAUGUUGAAAUGAAAUUACUAAAAUAAUAUUCAUAAUGUACCGUAGAGUAAG
Camelina sativa (false flax) is the source of this 1030-nucleotide messenger RNA. Its product is annotated as pectinesterase inhibitor 12. Gene Ontology annotation, molecular function: enzyme inhibitor activity. Lineage: Eukaryota; Viridiplantae; Streptophyta; Magnoliopsida; Brassicales; Brassicaceae. The record is from RefSeq and is a predicted model, not a curated record.